Molecule: messenger RNA, 2493 nt
Organism: Papaver somniferum (opium poppy)
Lineage: Eukaryota; Viridiplantae; Streptophyta; Magnoliopsida; Ranunculales; Papaveraceae
Product: zinc finger MYM-type protein 1-like
Exons: 2
Coding region: 1-2421 (806 amino acids)
Molecular function (GO): protein dimerization activity
Source: RefSeq, a predicted model, not a curated record
AUGCCUCCACUCAAAAGAAAGCAAUCAUCAGGAUGUCAAAAUAGAAAAAUAUCUAAGAAGAAAGAAGAGUUCAAAAAAUCUCUUGUUGGGUCUCUUGAAAAAUAUGUGGUAAGAACAAGUGAAACCAUUGUGGUAGAUAAUGUGAAUGUUGCAAUUACUGAUACGGGGGGGAACGUUAAUCGUACAGUUGAGAGCAAUACUUGUGAAAAUGUUGAUCAAAAUUUAAAUGAGAUAAACAGAGAUGGUAAUGAUGCACAUGUUGCCGGAAAUGUUGAUACUGUGGCAGGUGGGGGAGAUGUAAAUGAAUUAAAUGAGAAUAAUAACAGUGUGAAUGUUAAUGAAGAGGUAAAUGACAUGGAUGGUUGUACUGCGACUGAGUUUAACAUGGAAGAACCGAAUCAAGAUAUUUUUGAUCCAAAGAAUUGGGGUAAAAUCGAUCAAAAAUUGAUUGAUUUUUUAGUUGAGAACGGUCCAAGAAGGGUUGAAGAUUAUGACUUUCCUUAUGAUAAAUUUGGUAAACGUUUUUCUAGAAAGCAUUAUACCCGUAAGAUGGCAAACAGGGAGAAGCAAGAUAGGAGAUGGCUUGUAUAUUCAGUUUCUUUAGACAAAGUAUUUUGUUUCUGUUGCAAGUUGUUCAAAAAAGAUGAUUCAACACAAUUAGCUGACAUUGGAUUUGAUGAUUGGAAUAAUCUUAGUGGAAGACUUCAGAAACAUGAAAUGUCUAUUGAACAUAAAGAAUGUAUGAGAAUGUGGAUUCAUCUGGAAUUAAGAUUGAAAAAGAAUGAAACCAUUGACAAACUGGUGCAAGGACAAAUUAACAAAGAGAAACAGCGUUUUAUAGAAAUAAUGGACAGCGUAAUGGAUGGUGUGAUGUAUCUUGCAAAAAAUGGUUUAGCAUUUCGUGGAGACAGCGAUAAGAUUUUCACAAGAAACAAUGGUAACUUUUUGAGUUUUAUGGAGGUUAUUGCGAAACAUGAUCCAAUGUUAAAUAUUCAUCUACAACGUAUUGUUAAGAAGGAAACUCGUUAUAAUUAUCUUAGUCAUAAGAUUCAAAAUGAGUUGAUAUCCAUGGUCGCUGAUAAUAUUAAGAGUUCGAUUGUCAAGAAGAUUCACACAGCUAAGUAUUAUUCUAUUAUUCUUGAUUGUACUCCAGACAUAACUCAUCAGGAUCAAAUGUCUAUUGUGGUAAGAUGUGUAGAUGUUUCCCAGAUUCCAGCAAAAGUUGAAGAAUUUUUUCUUGGAUUUUUGAAAGUGGAUGAUUCAACAGGUGAGGGUCUUUUCUCGGAACUUGAAGAUGCAUUGAAAAAACUCAAUCUAAACAUUGAUGAUAUAAGAGGGCAAGGCUACGACAACGGUUCAAACAUGAAAGGAAAAGAGAAAGGUGUGCAAAACAGGUUGCUUGAGAUAAAUCCCAGGGCGUUUUACACUCCAUGUGGUUGUCAUAGUCUUAAUCGCAUGCUUUACGAUAUGGCUAAAUCUUGUGAAAAGGCAGAUUCUUUUUUUGGGACCGUACAAUGUAUUUAUAAAUUAUUUGCUGCUUCUACAAAGCGGUGGCAGGUUUUUAAGAAGAAGGUAGGAUCUAAAGGUCUCACUCUCAAACCAAUAUCUGACACUAGGUGGGAAUGUCGUGUGGAAAGUGUUAAAGCAAUAAAAUUCCAAGCACCGAAAAUACGAAAAGCUUUGAUUCACUUGAUAAAGACAUCCAAAAAUAAUGAAGAAAAGUGUAUUGCUCAGGGUAUACUUAAGAAUCACAUGAAGAAUUUUGAAUUUUUUCUUGGCAUGGUUAUUUGGUAUGACCUUUUAUCGGUCGUCAACUCCGUUAGCAAAUCACUACAAGCAAAAGAUAUGCAUAUGGGAGAUGCUAUUGAACAUAUAAAAAUGCUUGUUUCAUUUUUCAAAGAGUACAGAGACAAUGGCUUCCAAGCUGCACUAGUUGAAGCUAAACAAAUUGCUGUUGACAUGGGUAUUAGUCCUAAAUUUCAGGAACAACGUGUUAGAAAGCGGAAGAAGCAUUUCGAUGAUGAUGCUAGCGAGGAGACAGUUCCUGACUCAGAUAUUGAUGGGAGAGAUCUGUACACUGAAUUAAAGAUUAUGAAAAGGACACUGCCGGCCGAGAUAAAGAAACUAAUUGAGGUAUUACAUUAUUUGCAACACUUGGAAGCAUGUUAUCCCAAUGCUUGGGUUGCUUAUAGAAUUUUGCUUACCGUCCCUGUUACCGUGGCAAGCGCAGAAAGAAGUUUCUCCAAACUGAAAUUAAUCAAGUCUUAUCUUCGGUCCUCAAUGUUGCAAGAAAGAUUGAAUGGAUUGGCUAUGAUAGCUAUUGAAAUAACCAUAGCUGAAAAAAUAGACUACAAAUCCAUCAUUAGAGAGUUUGCGUCUAAGAAUACGCGAAGGGUGAAAGUAUUUCGACGAACUUUGUAAAAUUUAUGUUUAGAUGUCAAUAUAAUUAUAUAAUUAUCUUUUAUUAUUACAGUUGUGUGGAAAUUUUUUUUU